Messenger RNA from Somion occarium, 2388 nucleotides. Lineage: Eukaryota; Fungi; Basidiomycota; Agaricomycetes; Polyporales; Cerrenaceae. The record is from the annotation of a GenBank genome assembly.
AAGAACAAAGAGCGCGCCCAAAACAUAUGUCGAUCGCGUCUGAAGAGUGCUCACGUGGACGCGAAGGCCACAGCAUUCUUCUUUCCCAGUGACCACCACCUAGGUUCAGAGUACAAGAACGAGGUGCAAUUAUAUUCAUCGUAUUCAUCAUGUUGAAAGCUGAAGUUAUUUAGUGUCAACAAUGCAGGUUAGCAUGCGACGCAGUGAGGUCGAAGAAGAGAUCUUCCGUCACAGAGAGAUCGUUCGACAGGAACUGCAUGCUAUAGCGGCGAAGACUCGUCUUCUCAAUAACCUCCUUCCUGUAUCGAAGCUUCUUCCAGAAUUGCUGGCGGAUAUCUUCAUGUACUUCGCCGCAGAUUAUUCCGCAUACGCUUCGCUUGGUUCUACGCCGGGGCCCUACAGUUGGAUAGUCGUCACACACGUCUGCCAUCACUGGCGGUCUGUAGCCUUAAACGCUCCAGGAUUGUGGCGCUUUAUAUAUCUUGGCGCUCCUGACCUUGUGCAACUUUACCUCUCACGCUCCAGCCAUGCCCCUCUCUGUAUACGAUCUUGGAUCUGGAUACCUCGCGCCGAAGAGCAGUGGGGUUGGUGGCCCAAUAAGCCACGCUCAGUCCCACCCUCCAAUGAUCUGACAUCUCUGAAUCUCAUAUUCUUGCAGGUGUCUCGUAUCCAGGAGCUCUCUCUGGGUGUGCCCGAUUACAUUCUCCAGCGUGCCUUUGCAGUCUUUAACGCGGAGGGCUUUGACGCACCCGCUUUACAGAUGCUCAAGCUUAAUGGCGUGAACAAUUCCUCUUUUCCCAAUAUCCUGAAUAAGUGUUCUCUUCCGGCACUGAAGAGCGUCGAAAUACGAGGAUAUAGCAUACCUUGGGAACUACCUUUCCUUUAUUUGGACCUCACCAACCUCGUGCUUCACCCGAGUUCACCUGAUAGCCUUCUGUUGGAGAAGCUUCUGAAUGCUCUCUUCUACAUGCCAAGUCUUCAAACCUUUGAGCUGAUCAACGAACACUGCGAUGGUUUGUGCGAGAGCCCUCGCACAAAUGUUGCACUGCGAUCAGUGGAGUUGCCCCUCUUACAAAGGCUGCAUUUGCAUCUCGACGUUUUCUCUGUCGAUGCCUUUCUGUUGCAUUGCACCUUCCCUUCGUCCACCAUUGUGCAUCUGAACGCUGAAGUGAGGCAUGUCCAUCCUCUCCCUUACAGUUCAAAAGUGCUCCGCUCCAUCAUUGUGAACUCGCUCAUGUCAAGCAUUGCUCCGCCGAUAACGGCGUUAGCGAUCGAUUUCGAGUCACUGUAUGUCGAUCCCGACCCACCUCGACCAUGUCGAAUGUCUUUCAGAACGUACAAUAUCGAUGCAUCGACCAUCGAUAUUGUACUUCCUUCCCCUACAUUCACCAUUCGCUUUUGUCAUCAACAGGGAAGUCACCUGCCGGAACUGUUGGAAGAACUUCUUUGCGAUCUUCCGCUGUCUGAGGUGGUAUACAUCCGUAUAUGCACUUCUUCAUCCUGCCGAGUAUUUCCUUCGUCGCAUAAGCUGGCAAAGUUCCUAGCUACACUUAUCUCACGAUGCUCUGCGUCGGGUCUUCACACAUUGAGUGUGUCUCGAAGGGGCAUCGACCUCUUAUGUUCCCUACUAUCUUUGCCUCUACAUGACUGGCUACAACUCACUUCCAACUGGCGCUGUAGUGGACGUGAGACGGGUCUCUUUGGGUGCGUGAAGACGCUUGUGGUAACUGCCAUGAAGCGUAGUCAACGUCGGCAAAGACACUCGCAGCUCAGCGACAUUUGCGAUGCCAUCCUAGAGCACGCAAAAUACUACAGGUCGACCUGUGGCCCAUUUUCCAAACUCAUCUUGCAACAGUGCUUUCAAGUGCGAUCUGUGUUGCUCAGUAUGGUGGACGCAGUAGCUCAGCUACUCUGUCAGGAAGGUCGCUUUACGGAAAAUCUUCCCCUUGUCCCCUUUAACCGUCUGUAUCCACCGCCUAACUCAGUGGCCGACUACCCAGAUAGCGAUUUGGAUCUUGGAGAUUGGGGCGAUGGUUUAUCAUCGUCGCCCGAUGUUCGACCUAUUGAGGGAGAUUGGGUUGACCAUCUUCGCUCUUACGGGCGUGUUACUUUUGAUUUUCGAGGAGAUACUGGGAUAACUAUCGAACAGAACGUGGCUUCACCUUCAAAUGAGAAUCUGUUAUGAGACUUUCUUAUAUAUGUACCAUGUUGAUAAGUUACUAUUAUAGUUUUACUUAUCGUCUUGAAUUAUAUGUUCUGGUAAGUAGCCUGCAUUGGUACCUUGUUGGUACCAUACAUUCCGCAAAUCAUUAUUUGAAUUUAGCAGAAUGCAGAGCCACCCACUCUUCGCCUUGUCUUUCAGAGUGAGAAUAGACGGAGGCGUCCUUU